UUCGAGAUCACUGUUGAGGAACUGGCCAGUGAUGAAAUUACUGCUCUCAGAUCAGCUUAGGUUAGGAUGGUCUCCAACUUGGUCCAAACUUCACCAAAUGAUCUGACAAGAAUGCCAUGACUUGUACCAUUGUGUCAGAGUUUUGUUUUGAAAAGCAUAAUGGCACAUUUGAUGGCAAGAAGAAAGAAUGUGUACAGAUUUUGCCCAAGAUGUUGGAUGAUUGCCCAUUCUUGUUCGUGCAUCAAUAUUUUGGAUGGAAUAUACCCUUUUGUCGCCGAAAGCAACAGUAUUUUGGACCUCGAGGAAUUGGAAUCUGUUCCUGACAACAACGACGGUGAAGAAGUACAACCAGGCACAGACCUUGACCUUGUGGCGCCACUCUGCGAAAAGAGUCACCAGCACGACGAAUUCAUUCCGGUCAAUGACUUCUUUUACAGCUACCUGCCCGAGGCCCUCCGGCAUCCAUCAUUCUACGUGUGGCUAUGGAACUGCAUUCCCCUCGUGGUUCGCAUUUUAGGACAGAGGCGGGCCACAGGUCGGGUGUUCCUCAUCUCCGAGGAACUUUUGAAGGAAGAGAUAUGCUCUGACGUGACCUGCCCGUACAGAGAACAGCUCGGUCCUCGGCAUGAAAUGUACGGAGGCAUCGGUAUCAUCACCAACAAACACGUGGUGCAAAACGACGAGGACGCCAAAAAGACAACAGUGGAGUUCUUCUACAAUAACGAUGACGAUCGACGGUGGACGGUGCACAAAGAGAAAGGCUUCCAGCUACACACCACGAACCACAAGAUGGACUACACAAUGUUCACCUGCUACACGCACAAAAAAGACUUGCUCACAAUGAUUGCAACUUUCGACAAAAUUCGAAACUACGCAUGGACAAAAGUCCCCCCUCAAAUACGCCUCGUCUCUAAGAACUACGCCAUUAUUAUCUCCCACCCUCAUGGGACUUCCAAGAAAGUGAGCAUCGGAACUGUAGUUGACCGUCAGAAUCGCGUUAAAAGUGAAGAAGAAAUGGAGAACGUUAGAAUAUUGCGGAAUAUCUACAAUAUUUGCGAUGAAAACAACGCGCUUGCCAGGUUUGGCGGGUAUAUGCGACAGCUCCCCGACCUUGACCUGUCUUUCACAAUCACAAGGUACACAACUGCAACAUGCAAGGGCAGUUCUGGGGCACCCGUGUUCAUGGGAAAUGUGGUGAUGGAAAACGGAGUGGAAAUCAACCAAGCCCACACUCACAGAGGUGUUGACAAAAAUGUUGGAUACAACAACUGUUUUACCUGAUCUCAAGUACUAUAUAUAUAUUUUAUAUAUAUAUGUAUAUUUAUAUACAUGUGAUCAACACAAAUUGUACAGCAAUCUUAGUCUUUUUCACCUGAUGAAACAACACUUCUUUGCCAUGUCAUGACAUGCGCACACCAUGUUGCAGCAUUUUUACUUCUCACCAUUUUUUUCUCCCCUGCAUUCCAAAUUUUCCUAUAAUAAUGAUUUUUACAGUGAUUAUAGUUAUAGACUGUUUUAAUAUAUAUAUAGGCAACGAGAAACAUUGUUGAAGCAGAUGAGUGUCCCCAAACUAUUAAAAUUAAAGUAUCAUACAAGGUAGACUACACUCUCGAGAAGCAGCUCCCAUUUUCCCCCUCUUUGACUGGGCAGUGGGGAAAAAUAAGAAAGCAAUAAUCAAGAGUUAAGUUCAACAAGUCAUAGACCUAUUCCCUGAUUUUUAAAAGCAAGGGAAAAUAAGCGUACAUUAGCAUUUUCCUCAUGAAAAAGACAGGUCCAAGCUAUGUUUGUUAAUUUUUGUUUGAGUAAAGCGAAGCACUAUCAACCCAAUAUAAUGUUCAUUUAUUGCUGGGAAGAAGUAAGACAGGCCAAAUUGAACAACAAAGGGAAAGUGAAGAAGUAGGGCCUGCCAGUGGGGCCCACUAAUCACUCGCUUUCAGGGUAUAUAAGCUUGAAUCACCCACCCUUUCAGGGUAUAUAAGCUUGAAUCGCCCACCCUUUCAGGGUAUAUAAGCUUGAAUCACCCACCAACAUGUUCAGAAAAGAAUGAGGAUUUGAUAUUUGAGGAUGCAGUACGGUAAGUAACUUGUAGUAGUACAGGCAAGCGGAUAAAUGGUCGCUCUUAAACACAAGGGGGCUAUCCCGAAAAAUGCUGUUUUGAGAAAAUCGAGGGUUAAGUUUUUGCCCCUA
Aplysia californica (California sea hare) is the source of this 2187-nucleotide messenger RNA. RefSeq lists its product as uncharacterized. The record is from RefSeq and is a predicted model, not a curated record. NCBI's taxonomy places the organism in Eukaryota, Metazoa, Mollusca, Gastropoda, Aplysiida, Aplysiidae. The coding region runs from base 160 to 1281 and encodes 373 amino acids. The transcript has 3 exons.